Molecule: messenger RNA, 2022 nt
Organism: Suillus fuscotomentosus
Lineage: Eukaryota; Fungi; Basidiomycota; Agaricomycetes; Boletales; Suillaceae
Product: pyridoxal phosphate-dependent transferase
Exons: 3
Coding region: 1-2022 (673 amino acids)
Biological process (GO): sphingosine biosynthetic process; ceramide biosynthetic process
Cellular component (GO): serine palmitoyltransferase complex
Molecular function (GO): pyridoxal phosphate binding; serine C-palmitoyltransferase activity
Source: RefSeq, a predicted model, not a curated record
AUGCCAUAUCCCAUCAAACUAAAUCUACCAUCCCCUUCUCUAUAUAUUUUCGAGGAGAAAAAAUUGCUCAGCAAGUCACCAUCAAUGCCGAUGGCAGCGUCGUAUCUUCCUGCUGUUCAACAGACAAACGUUCGCGGACGCAGUCGCGACAACUCUUCUAUACCAUCAACCCCUGCACUUUCCCUCUCGCCUUCCAUCACAGCUUCCUACGAGGACAACGCCCUCAGCGAGGACGAUGAGAACAACUGCCUUGUAUACCCCAUUACACCGCCUACCUCCGAACAGAUCUUCACUACCGUCCACACAGAGUUUGGUCAUUGUACGAAUGAGGUAUAUCGAUGCGUCUCUAAGCAUGACUAUACGAAACCUUUCGAGGAGCAAACCAUGGAGGAGCCACCAUACUAUAUCGUCUUCGCUACACACAUAAGCCUGUUCAUUCUCCACUUGUUAGGCCAUAUGCGCGACUUCUUCGGAAAGCGGUUUGCGAAGUCUUAUUUCGCCCACCUGGUGCCCCAGAAUGGCUAUGCGCCGUUGAAUACAAAUUUUGAUUCGUUCUUCACUCGGCGGCUCAGGGGUCGUAUGACUGACUGCCUGUGCCAGCCCGUUACGGGUGUUCCCGGCCGCACUAUUGUUAUCCUCGACCGUCACUCCAUAGAUAACAACUAUACUCAGACCUACACUGGUGGCAAGACACGUGCGCUGAACAUUUCGUCGUACAAUUACCUUGGCUUCUCCCAGGGUGGCGGCUGCUGCUCAGAUGCAGUCAAGGAAAGCAUACGCCGAUAUGGCGUCUCCAAUUGUGGCACACGUCUUGAGGGCGGGAGCUCUGAGCUCCAUGUAUCUGCUGAAGCCCUUGUUGCGCGUUUUGUCGGCACGGAAGAUGCAUUGAUCAGCUCUAUGGGAUUCGCCACCAACUCUACCUUCAUCCCUGCGCUGGUGGGAAAAGGGUCCUUGAUCAUUUCGGACGAACUGAACCACGCUAGUAUCCGCAUUGGUGCACGACAGAGUGGCGCAUAUAUCCGGAUAUUCAAGCACAAUGAUAUGUCAAGCCUCGAGUCCCUGCUGCGUGAGGUAAUAAGUCAGGGUCAGCCCAAGACGCAUCGUGCGUGGAAGAAGGUCUUGGUUAUCGUCGAGGGCUUGUACUCCAUGGAAGGCACGGUUUUGAACCUACCUAAGAUUGUCGAACUGAAGCAGAUCUACAAGUUCCACCUCUACAUCGAUGAAGCGCACUCGAUCGGUGCGCUUGGUCCUCGUGGCCGGGGUGUGACGGACUACUUCAACAUCCCUCCUAGUUCUAUCGAUGUCUUGAUGGGCACUUUCACUAAGUCAUUUGGUGCUGCUGGCGGAUACAUCGCGGGGCCGAAAUCUCUUAUUGACUGCCUCCGACUGCGCGGUCACUCCUGUCCAUAUGCAGAAGCAAUAGCGCCCCCGGUACUCGUCCAGAUUGUUGCCUCGAUGGCUAGCAUCAUGGGUGUUGUUUCAGCACCACGACCAACCAAUUCCACCUUUUCUCUUAGCCCUGUGGGCUCGAUUGUUACGCCGAGGGACAAAACAAAAGAGCUUUUAGGUAUGGUACCUGCAAGCAGCCUGCCGACGUGGAUGAACCUUCCUCCGGCUCUUGCAGACGGAUCUGAAGCUCGUGCGCGUAUCCGCCGUCUUGCCUUUAACUCUCGUUAUCUGCACGCGGGCCUUAAGAAACUCGGCUUCAUCAUCUAUGGACAUUCCUUCAGUCCGAUCGUUCCCCUGCUCAUCUUUAACCCUGGAAAAUUGCCUACGUUCGUGCGUAUGAUGCGUUCAUACAGUCCGCCGAUCGUCGUCGUUGUCGUAGCAUACCCCGCCACUCCGUUCGAGACGGCCCGUGCGCGGUUCUGUCCCAGCGCGUCGCACACAAAGGAGGAUAUUGAUAUAGUGCUGCGUGCAUGCGAUGAGGUGGGUGAAAUUUUGGACUUAAAACAUGGUUCGGGCGAACGAUGGGAAUCAACACGGUCUGCGAGCGUGCCGUGGAGCUUGUGCACUCUGUGA